Molecule: messenger RNA, 1479 nt
Organism: Fusarium coffeatum
Lineage: Eukaryota; Fungi; Ascomycota; Sordariomycetes; Hypocreales; Nectriaceae
Exons: 1
Coding region: 1-1479 (492 amino acids)
Molecular function (GO): nucleic acid binding
Source: RefSeq, a predicted model, not a curated record
AUGGUGUCUCCUUCUACUCCUGACUCUCACAAGAGCUCCAGCAGUCCUGCUGCAUCAAACGCUACCCCUUCGCCUCCUCAGCAGAACACGCCUUUCACUGAGAUGACGGACCCGCGAUACAAGAAGACUAUGGACUACUCUCAGCUUUUCACUGCAUCUAAUGGUUUCGGUCAGGGACAGCAAAUUCCAGCUGUACCUCUGAACUAUAUUCCUCCUGUUCCCGCUCAGCAUACUACGCCUCCUCCUUCGGAACAAGCUCAGAACUUGGGGUUAUUCUACAGGCGAAACAACGGCGUCGGAAACACCUUCAAUCCCCGCAAUGGCUCAAACACUUUCCAGUCACUUCUCAAUGGCCAGAACCAGAACCAGGCUCAGGCUCAGAAUCCUCUGGCUGCUCAAACAGCCAUGCCCGUCCGUCAGCCAGUCAUUCCUCCAGUCGGCCACGCUUCCCCUGUUAGAGACAGUUUUGCAGGAAGUCUUGCCCCUUCACCUGAAAUCUGGGAGGGUCUUAAGAAUCGCUUCAAUCAGUUUAACCUACGCGAGUCUCAAGCUCCUACAUCUGUACCGGGCCAAGCCUUUACAUCUGACCAGGAAGCUCGACCAUUCAAGCUCCCCAACUAUCUAAGCUCUUACGAGCCUCGACAGCCUUUUGCCCCCAGUAGCAACCAUUCUGUUCGUUCUCAGCCAGAUAGCCCUACUCUUGGUCAAUCUUCUACUCCUCGAGGCUUCAGGCCCAUGGCUGCUAUCAACCACAACCGUCCUGUCGCUAGCACCGAGAAUGGGCAAGUCGAAGCUGAGGUGAACAUCUUCUCAAACAACUACAAGGGCGAACACACCAUGCGUAACGCAAGUGCCAUGAAUCUUGCCCCAGAGGAGAACUGUGCUCUCUGGUUGACCAACCUGCCUCCGGAUGUUACUCACAACCAACUUCUGGCUCAGAUCCGCAACGUCGGCCGCAUUUGGUGCACUGUUAUCAAUGAGCCUGACUACGAGCGCCAUGAUACUGCUGCCGCCAAGGUUGUUUUCUUCACCCCUGGCCCUGCGCAGCUGUUGCUCUCCAAGUCUUUGACCCAAGGUCUUGAAGUGUCCGGCUAUCCAGUCCGCGUCACUCACAACCGUGUCAAGUACGGUGAACAGCCCAUAGUCGGAGCCGCCUCUCGCGUUCUCAUCAUAACCGGCAAAUCGACUUUCGUCAACGUAGAAAGCCUGACCGAGUUCUUCAAGGAGCGUUUCGUCUUUGAGGUUGACGAAAUCACCCCUCUCAUCGUCCAGCCCUCGCGCGUCAAGGGUGGCCGCUCAGUAAUCGAGUACCGCUUCGGCAGCUUCCGAUGCCAGGCACAGAUGGGCAAGAUGGCCCUGGAGAAGGAUCGACCUCUAGGAUUUGAGAAGGUCGAGUUUGGAGAGGAUCCUUGUGAAGUUGGAGACACACUCAGUGCUUACGGCAUUGCCGCUGAGCGAAUCCAAGGAAAGGGAAUGUAA